This is a messenger RNA of Bacidia gigantensis, 1206 nucleotides long. RefSeq lists its product as uncharacterized. Lineage: Eukaryota; Fungi; Ascomycota; Lecanoromycetes; Lecanorales; Ramalinaceae. The transcript is spliced from 3 exons. The coding region runs from base 1 to 1206 and encodes 401 amino acids. The record is from RefSeq and is a predicted model, not a curated record. Gene Ontology annotation, cellular component: division septum. Gene Ontology annotation, biological process: division septum assembly.
AUGACAGCCUUCGUCCGCGUCUGCGGUCCUCCCAACAGUAAUUAUUUGGUUGGCUACCCAGGCAUAUCCGCAACGCUGCCACGUAUAGAAGGCAAGGUAGAGAUACGUCCACUACAGGGAGUCGAUGCUCCUGUCGCCAUAUCACUCGUCACAAUAUGUCUCCAGCGACGCGAAACCAUCCAUCCUUCUGCAGAUUCAGUCACCAAAAAGCAUUUGGCUGCACCACGAAAAGAUAUUGUGGAUAUAGUAGGCAAGGAAAUGCUCCUGUUCCGGUGUCCUGCCGGCAAAGAAUACGAGAAAGUCUAUUCUAUGGACCUACCAUUUGUCAUAUUCAUCCCCUAUGGAAGAGGCGGCGAAGAGCAAUCACGGCGCAUUCCUCCGGCGAGUCUCCAAUUGACGAGUCGAACUGCAGAAACAUACUAUGAAAUGGUGGUCUUGGUUCAGCAAGGGCAUUCGGAGCAGAAGAAGUAUGCACAACCCGUACCCCUCCAAAGAUACGACAAUUUGUCCACCUUCGGCAUGUUCAAUCGCCCUGAAUCGGCAGAAACGGUCACGGAUCACCUGGUCACACUUGGCAUAUCCCUUCCUCGGUGGUCGUACGGACCUUCGGACCCAGUAAGCGUAUACCUCAAACUGUCGCCCAACCCUGACUGGCUCAACAAAGCCAAGAAAGUCACCAUUCAAAAAAUUACGAUCGGAAUAGAGGAAGAAAUCACAUACAAUCAUGAAGGAGAUGUGCCGCAAACAAAAGUCAGGCAAUUGGCAAAGCAGACGCAGACAGUAGGUGUCAAGAUGCCAGAAUCGGGCUACUUCACGAACCUAGGGUUGGUAUUUCCGGCGAAAGACGUCAGGGAUAGCGACGGGAUUAUACCACGGGGAAAGCAGGCUUUUCCCAUGUACAGCGUUAGUGGGUUUACAACUGCAGCAAGUCUGUACAAGAUUGAGUACUUUUUGACAGUCAAGGCGCACAUGACUUCAGCCAAAGACAUCACACUCCGUCAACGCAUCGUUGUUUGCCCCCAUGACCACACAGAUUGCAAGGCCGAGAUGGAGACAAUCGAGCUUUCGGCGCGAGAUGCUGCGAAAUUGAGACCCGACAACCCAAUGCUACCGGCUCCGACAAUCGUGAGACCCGCGGAUUACAAUUCGCUGCACUGCUUAGGACUGACCAUGGUCGGACAUGCGAGAAAACCAUUGAUCGAGUGA